CUUUUACAGGAAGUUAGGUGUGGUCUUUGAAGGAGAAUUAAAAAAAAAAAAAAGGAUAAAAAGAAAAAAAGCAUGAUGGAAUUUUAGCUGCAGUCUUCUUGGUGCCAGCUUAUCAAUCCUAAACUCUUGGUGUAAAAGAUUCUGCAGGGCACUUUCUUACGCAAGGAGCUAAACAGUGAUUAAAGGAGCAGGAUGAAAAGAUGGCACAGUCAGUGCUGGUACCGCCAGGACCUGACAGCUUCCGCUUCUUUACCCGGGAAUCCCUUGCUGCUAUUGAACAACGCAUUGCAGAAGAGAAAGCUAAGAGACCCAAACAGGAGCGCAAAGAUGAGGAUGAUGAGAAUGGCCCAAAGCCAAAUAGUGACUUGGAAGCAGGAAAAUCCCUUCCAUUUAUUUAUGGAGACAUCCCUCCAGAGAUGGUGUCAGAGCCGUUGGAGGACCUGGACCCGUACUAUAUCAAUAAGAAAACAUUCAUAGUAUUGAAUAAAGGGAAAGCAAUCUCUCGAUUCAGUGCCACCCCUGCCCUAUACAUUUUAACUCCCUUCAACCCUAUUAGAAAAUUAGCUAUUAAGAUUUUGGUACAUUCUUUAUUCAAUGUGCUCAUUAUGUGCACUAUUCUUACCAACUGUGUGUUUAUGACCAUGAGUAACCCUCCAGACUGGACAAAGAAUGUGGAGUACACCUUUACAGGAAUUUAUACUUUUGAAUCACUUAUAAAAAUACUUGCAAGGGGAUUUUGUUUAGAAGAUUUCACAUUUCUACGAGAUCCAUGGAAUUGGUUGGAUUUCACUGUCAUUACUUUUGCAUAUGUGACAGAGUUUGUGGACCUGGGCAAUGUCUCAGCGUUGAGAACGUUCAGAGUUCUCCGAGCAUUGAAAACAAUUUCAGUCAUUCCAGGUCUGAAGACCAUUGUGGGGGCCCUAAUUCAAUCGGUGAAGAAGCUCUCAGACGUAAUGAUCCUGACUGUGUUCUGUCUGAGCGUGUUUGCCCUAAUAGGAUUACAGCUGUUUAUGGGCAACCUGAGAAAUAAAUGUUUGCAGUGGCCCCCAGAUAAUUCUUCCUUGGAAAUAAACAUCACCUCCUUCUUUAAUAACUCAUUGGAUGGGAAUGGUACCACUUUCAAUAGGACAGUGAGCAUGUUUAACUGGGAUGACUAUAUUGAAGAUAAAAGUCACUUUUAUUUUUUGGAAGGGCAAAAUGAUGCUCUGCUUUGUGGCAACAGCUCAGAUGCUGGCCAGUGUCCAGAAGGAUACAUCUGUGUGAAGGCUGGUCGAAACCCCAACUAUGGCUACACAAGCUUCGACACCUUUAGCUGGGCUUUCUUGUCCCUAUUUCGUCUCAUGACUCAAGACUUCUGGGAAAACCUUUAUCAACUGACACUACGUGCUGCUGGGAAAACAUACAUGAUAUUUUUUGUGCUGGUCAUUUUCUUGGGCUCAUUCUACCUUAUAAAUUUAAUCCUGGCUGUGGUGGCCAUGGCCUAUGAGGAACAGAAUCAAGCAACGCUGGAAGAGGCUGAACAGAAGGAAGCUGAAUUUCAGCAGAUGCUGGAACAAUUAAAAAAGCAACAAGAAGAAGCUCAGGCAGCAGCUGCAGCAGCAUCUGCUGAAUCAAGAGACUUCAGUGGUGCUGGUGGGAUUGGGGUUUUCUCAGAGAGUUCUUCAGUAGCAUCAAAGUUGAGCUCGAAGAGUGAAAAAGAGCUGAAAAACAGAAGGAAGAAAAAGAAACAGAAAGAACAGUCUGGAGAAGAAGAGAAGGAAGAUGGGGUCCACAAAUCUGAAUCUGAAGACAGCAUAAGAAGAAAAGGUUUCCGGUUUUCCUUAGAAGGAAGCAGGCUGACAUAUGAAAAGAGGUUUUCCUCUCCACACCAGUCUUUAUUGAGCAUCCGUGGCUCCCUUUUCUCUCCAAGACGCAACAGUAGGGCGAGCCUUUUCAGCUUCAGAGGUCGAGCCAAGGAUAUCGGCUCUGAGAAUGACUUUGCCGAUGAUGAGCACAGUACCUUUGAAGACAAUGACAGCAGAAGAGACUCUCUGUUUGUGCCACACAGACAUGGGGAGCGGCGCCACAGCAACGUCAGCCAGGCCAGCCGUGCCUCCAGGGUGCUCCCCAUUCUGCCCAUGAACGGGAAGAUGCACAGUGCUGUGGACUGCAAUGGAGUGGUCUCCCUGGUCGGGGGCCCUUCUGCCCUCACAUCUCCUGCUGGGCAGCUCCUGCCAGAGGGCACGACUACUGAAACAGAAAUAAGAAAGAGACGGUCCAGUUCUUAUCAUGUUUCCAUGGAUCUGUUGGAAGAUCCUACAGCAAGGCAAAGAGCAAUGAGCAUGGCUAGUAUAUUGACCAACACCAUGGAAGAACUUGAAGAAUCCAGACAGAAAUGCCCACCCUGCUGGUAUAAAUUUGCUAACACGUGUUUGAUUUGGGACUGUUGUAAGCCAUGGCUAAAAGUGAAACAUCUCGUCAAUCUGGUCGUGAUGGACCCAUUUGUUGACCUGGCCAUCACCAUCUGCAUCGUCUUAAAUACCCUCUUCAUGGCCAUGGAGCACUAUCCCAUGACAGAGCAGUUCAGCAGUGUGCUGUCUGUUGGGAACCUGGUUUUCACAGGGAUCUUCACAGCAGAAAUGUUUCUCAAGAUAAUUGCCAUGGAUCCAUAUUAUUACUUUCAAGAAGGCUGGAAUAUUUUUGAUGGUUUAAUCGUGAGCCUUAGUUUAAUGGAACUUGGUUUAGCAAACGUGGAAGGAUUGUCAGUUCUUCGAUCAUUUCGGCUGCUCAGAGUUUUCAAACUGGCAAAAUCUUGGCCAACUCUGAAUAUGCUGAUAAAGAUCAUUGGCAAUUCAGUGGGAGCUCUGGGUAACCUCACCUUGGUGUUGGCCAUCAUUGUCUUCAUUUUUGCCGUGGUCGGCAUGCAGCUCUUUGGUAAGAGCUACAAAGAAUGUGUCUGCAAGAUUUCCAAUGAUUGUGAACUCCCACGCUGGCACAUGCAUGACUUCUUCCACUCCUUCCUAAUUGUGUUCCGGGUUCUGUGUGGAGAGUGGAUAGAGACCAUGUGGGACUGCAUGGAGGUUGCUGGUCAAACCAUGUGCCUUACUGUCUUCAUGAUGGUCAUGGUGAUUGGAAACCUAGUGGUUUUGAACCUCUUCCUGGCCUUACUCUUGAGUUCAUUCAGUUCUGACAAUCUUGCUGCCACUGAUGAUGAUAAUGAAAUGAACAACCUCCAGAUUGCUGUGGGAAGGAUGCAGAAAGGAAUCGAUUAUGUUAAAAGAAAAAUACGUGAAUUUAUUCAGAAAGCUUUUGUUAGAAAGCAAAAAGCUUUAGAUGAAAUUAAACCUCUUGAAGACCUAAAUAACAAAAAAGACAGCUGUAUUUCCAACCAUACCACCAUAGAAAUAGGCAAAGACCUCAAUUAUCUCAAAGAUGGAAAUGGAACCACAAGUGGCAUAGGCAGCAGCGUAGAAAAAUAUGUCGUGGAUGAAAGUGAUUACAUGUCAUUUAUAAACAACCCCAGCCUCACUGUGACUGUACCAAUUGCUGUUGGAGAAUCUGACUUUGAAAAUUUAAAUACUGAAGAAUUCAGCAGCGAGUCAGAUAUGGAGGAAAGCAAAGAGAAGUUAAAUGCAACUAGUUCAUCUGAAGGCAGCACAGUUGAUAUAGGAGCUCCCGCUGAGGGAGAACAACCUGAAGUUGAGCCUGAAGAAUCUCUGGAACCUGAAGCCUGUUUUACGGAAGACUGUGUGCGAAAGUUUAAAUGUUGUCAGAUAAGCAUAGAAGAAGGCAAAGGGAAACUCUGGUGGAACGUGAGAAAAACUUGCUAUAAGAUAGUGGAGCAUAACUGGUUCGAAACCUUCAUUGUCUUCAUGAUUCUGCUCAGCAGUGGGGCACUGGCCUUUGAAGAUAUAUAUAUUGAACAGCGAAAAACCAUUAAGACCAUGUUAGAAUAUGCUGACAAAGUUUUCACUUACAUAUUCAUCCUGGAAAUGCUUCUCAAGUGGGUUGCAUAUGGCUUUCAAGUGUAUUUUACCAAUGCCUGGUGCUGGCUAGAUUUCCUGAUUGUUGAUGUCUCAUUGGUUAGCUUAACUGCAAAUGCUCUGGGCUACUCAGAACUUGGUGCCAUCAAAUCCCUCAGAACACUAAGAGCUCUGAGGCCAUUGAGAGCCUUAUCCCGCUUUGAAGGAAUGAGGGUUGUUGUAAAUGCUCUUUUAGGAGCCAUUCCAUCGAUAAUGAAUGUACUUCUGGUUUGUCUGAUCUUUUGGUUAAUAUUCAGUAUUAUGGGGGUGAAUCUCUUUGCUGGCAAAUUUUAUCACUGUAUUAACUACACCACUGGAGAAAUGUUUGAUGUCAGUGUGGUCAACAACUACAGCGAAUGUAAGGCCCUCAUAGAGAGCAACCAAACUGCCCGGUGGAAGAAUGUGAAAGUCAACUUUGAUAAUGUGGGACUUGGGUAUCUUUCCCUGCUUCAAGUAGCAACAUUUAAGGGAUGGAUGGAUAUCAUGUAUGCAGCUGUUGAUUCACGAAAUGUAGAAUUACAACCCAAGUAUGAAGACAAUCUGUACAUGUAUCUUUAUUUUGUUAUCUUUAUUAUUUUUGGUUCGUUCUUCACUCUCAAUCUUUUCAUUGGUGUCAUCAUAGAUAACUUCAACCAACAGAAAAAAAAGUUUGGAGGUCAAGACAUUUUUAUGACGGAAGAACAGAAGAAAUACUACAAUGCAAUGAAAAAACUGGGUUCAAAGAAACCACAAAAACCCAUACCUCGACCUGCUAACAAAUUCCAAGGAAUGGUCUUUGAUUUUGUAACCAAACAAGUCUUUGAUAUCAGCAUCAUGAUCCUCAUCUGCCUCAACAUGGUCACCAUGAUGGUAGAAACCGAUGAUCAGAGUCAAGAAAUGACAAACAUCCUGUACUGGAUUAAUCUGGUGUUUAUUGUUCUGUUCACUGGAGAAUGUGUACUGAAACUAAUCUCUCUUCGUUAUUACUAUUUCACCAUAGGAUGGAAUAUUUUUGAUUUUGUGGUGGUCAUUCUCUCCAUUGUAGGCAUGUUUCUGGCUGAGUUGAUAGAGAAAUAUUUUGUGUCCCCUACCCUGUUCCGAGUGAUCCGUCUUGCCAGGAUAGGCCGAAUCCUGCGUCUGAUCAAAGGGGCGAAGGGGAUCCGCACGCUGCUCUUUGCUUUGAUGAUGUCCCUUCCUGCGUUGUUUAACAUCGGCCUCCUGCUCUUCCUGGUCAUGUUCAUCUACGCCAUCUUUGGCAUGUCCAACUUCGCCUAUGUUAAGAGGGAAGUUGGAAUUGAUGACAUGUUCAACUUUGAAACCUUUGGCAACAGCAUGAUCUGCCUGUUCCAGAUCACCACCUCUGCUGGCUGGGAUGGGUUACUAGCACCUAUUCUCAACAGUGGACCUCCAGACUGUGACCCUGAAAAAGAUCACCCUGGAAGUUCUGUUAAGGGAGACUGUGGGAACCCCUCUGUUGGGAUUUUCUUUUUUGUCAGUUACAUCAUCAUAUCGUUUCUGGUUGUGGUGAACAUGUACAUCGCUGUCAUCCUGGAGAACUUCAGUGUUGCUACUGAAGAAAGUGCAGAGCCCCUGAGUGAGGAUGACUUUGAGAUGUUCUACGAGGUUUGGGAGAAGUUUGACCCAGAUGCCACCCAGUUCAUAGAGUUCUCCAAGCUCUCUGAUUUUGCGGCUGCCCUGGAUCCUCCGCUUCUCAUAGCAAAACCAAACAAAGUCCAGCUCAUUGCCAUGGAUCUGCCCAUGGUCAGUGGGGACAGGAUCCACUGCCUUGACAUCUUAUUUGCCUUUACAAAGCGUGUUUUGGGUGAAAGUGGAGAGAUGGAUGCCCUUCGAAUACAGAUGGAAGAGAGAUUCAUGGCAUCGAACCCCUCCAAAGUCUCCUAUGAGCCCAUUACAACCACUUUGAAACGCAAACAAGAGGAAGUGUCUGCUAUUGUUAUCCAGAGGGCUUAUAGACGCUACCUCUUGAAGCAAAAAGUUAAAAAAGUUUCAUGUAUAUAUAAGAAAGACAAAGGCAAAGAAGGUGAUGGAACACCCAUCAAAGAAGAUACCCUCAUAGAUAAACUAAAUGAGAAUUCAACUCCAGAGAAAACUGAUGGAACACCCUCCACCACAUCUCCACCUUCCUAUGAUAGUGUGACCAAACCAGAAAAAGAAAAAUUUGAAAAAGACAAAUCAGAAAAGGAAGACAAAGGGAAAGAUAUCAGGGAAAGUAAAAAGUAA
Vicugna pacos (alpaca) is the source of this 6221-nucleotide messenger RNA. RefSeq names its product sodium channel protein type 2 subunit alpha. Gene Ontology annotation, biological process: membrane depolarization during action potential; neuronal action potential; sodium ion transmembrane transport. Gene Ontology annotation, cellular component: plasma membrane; voltage-gated sodium channel complex. The record is from RefSeq and is a predicted model, not a curated record. Lineage: Eukaryota; Metazoa; Chordata; Mammalia; Artiodactyla; Camelidae. Gene Ontology annotation, molecular function: protein binding; voltage-gated sodium channel activity.